Sarcophilus harrisii (Tasmanian devil) is the source of this 4491-nucleotide messenger RNA. RefSeq names its product lysine--tRNA ligase. Gene Ontology annotation, biological process: positive regulation of macrophage activation; lysyl-tRNA aminoacylation; diadenosine tetraphosphate biosynthetic process. Gene Ontology annotation, cellular component: cytoplasm; aminoacyl-tRNA synthetase multienzyme complex; cytosol. The record is from RefSeq and is a predicted model, not a curated record. The coding region runs from base 374 to 2215 and encodes 613 amino acids. NCBI's taxonomy places the organism in Eukaryota, Metazoa, Chordata, Mammalia, Dasyuromorphia, Dasyuridae. Gene Ontology annotation, molecular function: lysine-tRNA ligase activity; ATP binding; tRNA binding. The transcript has 15 exons.
AUGGGAGCGACCCGGAAGUAGUUUCCUGACGCUCCCUUCUCUCUUUCCGGUUGGGUUCUGGGAGAAAGAUGGCGACAGUGUAAAGAGCUGCUGUAGCUGAAGACAGAAACAGGACGAAACUGAGAACGAAUUUAGGGAAUAAGCGCUGCUGGCUGAGAUUUUAGGGCCUGCGGGAUCCUUAGGGACUGAGACUUGAAACCACUUGGGCUUGACGUGCUUUGAAGACACCUCCUUCCGCCUCCAGAAACUACAAAUCCCGUGAUGCACCGGGCUCGGCUGUCUUGUUUGAGUUCGCUCUAGGGGAUUCCGCUGUCUGGGGGCAACCCCUCCCGAAACCUGGUGGCAAUAAUCAGUAGUUCUGGGGUGUCUUGCCAUGUUGAAGCAAGCUUCAGUUAAGCUCAUUUGGGGGCCUUUGCGGCAAACCUGCUGGACAAAGUGGGGUCGGAGGGAACUUUGUUUAGAUCAUCUUGUACCUAUCACUUCACUUCACAAGGACAAUGCCCUUUCUGAUAAAAGGAGUGAGCUGAAGAGACAUUUGAAGAAUGAAAAGGAGUUCAGUGAGAAGCAGCUAAACCAAGCCUCUGCUAUCAAUCACUCUGUUGACCGUGGUUUGCCCAUUGAUGAGGAGAACCUUGAUCCACAUCAAUAUUACAAGAUCCGCAGUCAGGCGAUCCAACAGCUGAAGCUCAAUGGAGACAGUCCCUACCCCCACAAAUUCCAUGUGGACACCUUACUCACCCACUUUAUCAAGCAGUAUGGUUAUUUGCAACCAGGGGACCACCUGACUGAUAUCACUUUGAAUGUGGCAGGUCGUAUCCAUGCCAAACGGUCUGCAGGGAAGAAGCUCGUCUUUUAUGAUAUUCGGGGAGAGGGGGUCAAGCUGCAGGUCAAGGCCACAUCCAGGAAUUAUAAAUCAGAAGACGAAUUUUUUCAUAUAAAUAACAAACUCCGACGGGGAGACAUCAUUGGAGUUCAGGGGAAUCCAGGGAAGACUAAGACAGGAGAGCUGAGCAUCAUACCCAAUGAGAUUACACUCCUGGCGCCAUGUCUUCAUAUGUUGCCUCACCUUCACUUUGGUCUCAAAGACAAGGAAACUCGUUAUCGUCAUCGAUACUUAGACUUGAUCCUGAAUGACUUUGUGAGACAGAAGUUCAUCACCCGCUCCAAGAUAAUUACCUAUAUCAGGAGCUUCCUGGAUGAGUUGGGCUUCCUGGAGAUUGAAACUCCUAUGAUGAACUUCAUCCCCGGGGGAGCUGUUGCCAAGCCCUUCAUCACCUACCACAAUGAGCUGGACAUGAAUUUAUUUAUGAGAAUUGCCCCAGAGCUGUAUCACAAGAUGCUGGUAGUUGGUGGCAUUGACCGGGUGUAUGAAAUUGGACGCCAGUUCAGGAACGAAGGCAUCGAUUUGACUCACAAUCCUGAAUUCACGACCUGUGAGUUCUACAUGGCUUAUGCAGACUACCGUGAUCUCAUGGAGAUCACUGAGAAGAUGAUUUCAGGAAUGGUGAAGAACAUUACAGGAAGCUACAAGGUCACCUAUCACCCCGAUGGCCCAGAGGGCCAGGCCCACGAGAUUGACUUCACACCGCCCUUCCGGAGAAUCAGCAUGGUGGAAGAGCUUGAGAAAGUUCUUGGCAUGAAGUUGCCUAAGACCAGUCUUUUUGAAACAGAAGAAACUCGUAAGGUUCUUGAUGAUCUCUGUGUGGCGAAAGGCGUGGAGUGCCCUCCUCCCCGAACCACAGCUAGGCUUCUGGACAAGCUUGUAGGUGAGUUCCUGGAAGUGACCUGCAUCAACCCCACCUUCAUCUGUGACCACCCCCAGAUAAUGAGCCCGCUGGCCAAGUGGCACCGCUCCAAGGAAGGCCUGACUGAGCGCUUCGAGCUUUUCGUCAUGAAGAAGGAAAUCUGCAAUGCCUACACAGAGCUCAACGACCCCGUGCGGCAGCGGCAGCUAUUUGAAGAGCAGGCCAAGGCCAAAGCUGCAGGUGAUGAUGAAGCCAUGAUUAUGGAUGACAAUUUCUGUACUGCCCUAGAGUAUGGGCUCCCACCAACUGCUGGCUGGGGAAUGGGUAUUGACAGAUUCACUAUGCUUCUUACAGACUCCAAUAAUAUUAAGGAGGUUCUUCUCUUUCCUGCCAUGAAACCAGAAAACAAGAAGGAGAAUCCAGCAAACUCUGGUUUACCAGAAGGCCCAUCGAUUGUCCCCAUCAGCUAGAAGACAACCCUUAUGAUUUGACCAUACUUUCUGUUCUUGGAAAGAAAAUCCAAGGCUAGAAGGGACCGCAUACAGUUCACUUAACACAUAUACAUUAAGCACAUAGGAUGUGCCAGCCCUUGUGCUAGGUGCUAGGAGAUACAAGAGUGAAGCAGACCCUUUCCUCAGGGAGAAACUCCAGGGUCCCACUUUACAGUUUGAUUUGUUACAGAAGUAAGGAGGUGUCCCGAGGACAGCUUUUUGUACCUCAUCCCCCAAUAAAUCCAAUCAGUCUUGUGCUGCUCUAUUUCAUUUUCCCCUAACCAUGGAAUCCCUCCAUUCCAGCCAGAUCAAUGCUUUAAUAAGUAUAGCUGCUUUCUCAGAUCUGUGUAGGACCCAGUGCUGAAUGUGAUCACAAAGUGGUCGUCUUUUCUACAAAGAGCCACAAGUGGGCAUGAAAAGCUGCCUUUUCAAGAUUCAAGGAAGAUUCAAAGAACCCCCAGCAGGAGGUGCAGCAUGGCAGAGCCAUGAUGGUACCUGGAUCCUGGCUGUGGAUAUCUGAUCUGCUCCCUACAGGGUGGGGCGGCCUCAGGUAAGUGCCUCCACUCUGGUCUUUGUGGCCCUCGGAAGGGCCAGCAUCCACUUCCAUCCAGUCCAGAUCAUUUCAAUGAGAAAUUCCUGAGCACCCCUUCCAUGUUCUAUGCUAGGUGCUGGAGUGGUGCUGAGGCCAAGCCCAGGGAGAGGAAGUAUAUUCUCCUAAGGGACAGAAUGCUUUCUGGUAGAGAUGGCACCCAGGAUGAGCAUGGUAGGAUACUUUUGACUUAGGAGGCAGGGGUCAGAGGGAGUCCAUCCUACAGUUGGGCAAAGGCCUAGAGGCAGGAGGUAGACAAGUUUGAUCAACAAGGGUUAGAUACCCAGAGCAGUAACAAAGCAUCCAGUUUUAAGUAUUUUGGUGUUUUUAAAACUUUCCCACCAGCAGUGACAUAUUUUUUUCCUCAUUGGUGUAUCUUGGCAAAUUAGCAGGUAUCAUUUUACAUUUUAAUUGGCUAUAAUAUGUAGGUUUCAUGAUAGGAUAAAGUUUUAUUAAACUUUAAAGAUAAAAAAAUUAUCUGAAAUUCAAAAUCCCAGCACUGAGAAUUAGAAGGGACUUCAGGGAUCAUGUAGUCCAACAGACUUGAAAUAAGGCGUUCUUAUCAGUUUCUGAGGAAGCCUGUCCAACUUUGGGCAGCCUGAACUCGUAAGAAGUUUUUGUCACUAAAUUUUGUCACUUCCUGGUUCUGCUCCCUAGAGCCAUUCAGAAUAAAUCAAAGGCUAUUUUCACAGGACAGAACUUCAAAUACUUGGCAUUGUGUGCCUUCUUGAAGUCCUGUCCAACUCCCUUCAUUGUCCUAGUUGUGUUUCUCUGGUUAACUCUUGCAGUUUAGCAAUUUCUGUCUUUUAUUGAGGCACUGAGAAUGGAGCAUAUAGGGUCUGACUGGCAGGAGACAGACCUUCCUCCCUGUUAAAUGGAUGCUUCUCAUCACAGCCCCAGAUUGAUGGAGCCUUUUAGUUGCCAUAGCAAAAAUUAGGACUCCUUAAAUUUGCAGUCCAUUGAAUCUCACUUUUCCAGCCAAACUGCUUUCUACCGAACUUCUGUUUUCUGCCUGUGAAGCUGGGGGAUUUGUGCCCUUUACAGGUGUAGGCCCUGACAUUUGUCCCCACUGAAUUUUAUCUCGGUGUUCUGGCCUGUCCCCGUCUUUUUGGAUUCUGUGAGUUGUCUCUUCUGACUGAACUAGCACAGUGACCGACUCUUUGAAUUGGGCCCUUAGCCAAAACUCAGGGGGUUUGGAGUGGUGAAUAAUAAUGUCUAAAACCUUUUCCAGGGUGUGCUUAAUCUCAAGAAUGCAGAGCAGUAGGAGUUACUUGUAGUGCACAGAUAUGAGGGCCAGUAAGAGAGUCUGAAAGAAGCCAAGAGAAGAAUUGGAGAAAGAUUCCAGCCCGAUUCUCACAAGCCCAUUCUCAUUCUCUGCUCUGAGAUAGUCUGGGGGCCUGCAAGCCUGAUAGCACCCAGACUGCUUGGAGAGCCCAGGCUUUGUCUGAAUCCUCUCCUGGAGCCACUCCCUUCCCCCUUCCCUUCCCUGCUUGAUCAGUGCAUAGUGGAAAAUGCUGACUUUUGUACACCCAAGAAAUGAUGCUGUGAGACAGAUGGCGAUGAAAGAAGGAAGCAAAUGAGCAUAUAUUAAGUGUCUGUUGUGUGUCAGGUACAGGGCUAAGUACUUUGCAAAUUUUAUCUGUUAUGCUCACAACAGCCUUCUGUU